AUGUCUGAGCGAAAGAUUGAUGACAUCUCCCGCGAUGUCAGCAGCAUUAAGACUCUGUUGGUAGGACUCGAGCUCAACAGAGCCACACCAACUCAAACAUCACAGAAGCAACCUCGCUCGGCUUCUGUAUCUCCAAGUCGAGCUGAAGUAAUCAGUUCAGAGAAAUCCCAAUCGGCUGAUAGAGCUGCUCUGCCUCCUCGCUGGGAUUACUCUGCCCAUAUCAUAGACUUUGUUCAGUCCAUCAUUCAGGACAAUGGGCCUGUUCAAGGAGACAUUGAGUGGAGCAACACCGUUUCUUCGCUGAAGAGUCUUGCGAAUGCUUUAGAGAACCCACAUAUAACACGAAGCCAGCAGCCAAAACCUCAUGAGCCGCCGGAAAGUAUACCGACGCCCCCGUUAGAAGCCAUCGUGCAAAUUCUGCGAUGGGUUAAAGAACACUCGAGUGAUUAUAGAGUAGUCUGGAUAUGCCGCUUCCUUCCACUCGGCAUCUUCCUAGAUAUUUGCAACAAGGUCUACUUCCGCGUUAAGGAUCAUACCGAGGCUGAGUUUAUUAUCGCGAAUAGUUUCUUAUCAUACGUAUUUGCUGAAUAUGCUGUCAUUCACGGUGACGCGAAGUCACAAGAAUACUGUCGCUUUUAUCGAUCCAAAGUUGGCGACGGUCUUACGAAACUGACUCUGUUGGCGACGCCAUGCAUGGAGUUGAUCGCCGCACUUGCUCUCGGAGCAAUUUACUUGGUCGAGGAGAGUCGAGCAUCACAGUCGUGGACAUUGAUAUCGACCGCAAUGACGCUAUGCCAGACACUGGGCUAUCACCGACUCGACUCGCUUAAAGAUGGCCAUCAACAUAUGCAGUCCGACUUAUUCUGGGUCGUUUACGCAUAUGAAAAAGGCCUUUCAUUGAGAUUAGGACGAUGCUCUGGUGUUCGUGACUCUGAAGUGUUGCUGACCCGCCAGGAAAAUCAGCAUCGAUCCCUUCGUCUCGGGCGGAUACAGGGAAAGGCAUAUGACCAGCUAUAUAGCUCGGAGGGCCUGGGCGCAUCAAACAAUACCCGUUGCGAGGUAGCUAAGGGGCUUGCACAGGAGCUACAGUCGAUCAUAGAUGAGACGCAUCACGAGAUCGCACAAGCAUUGGCGGAGAAUAGAGACAUGAAUGAUGAUCCUAUGAAAGUCAUAUACCUUCAUUGCGAUCUCGUUUGCCAAUCAGCUUUGACGGCCAUGGUCCUCAGAGUGCUGCCUGGCUCCCAAGGUAUGGAGGUUCAUGAAAGCUGUCUCACUGUUGCCCGAAACACCUUGGACCUGCAUGAUCAGUGCAUGAAACUAGUCAACGGAUGCAAAGAUCCUCUGCUGAUUCGAAGAUAUAUAAACUGGGCUAUCUUGCAUACACCCUUCUUUCCUUUCAGCAUCGUCUUCGCUUACGCGGUGCGAUACUCACUUUCGGAGGACUUUGAACGCCUAGACCGAUUCGCAUCAUCGUUCAAGUCGGAGUUUAGCCAUUCAGACCCAGCGACGCAUCCCCAUCGACUUUAUGAACUUCUUAGCAAAGCCGCGCGACUCAGUGACAAAGCAUGCCCUGAGCUUUCACACGCGAGCGGAUCUCUUUCAAGCUCAAGCGACUUCACGAUGAUUGACCCCGAGGGAGUAAAUACUGUGGAUGACAUAGGCGCAACUGGGGUUGCGACCGGGGCCGAAUACGAUGCGUCAUUCCAGAUUGGGGAUUGGUUUCACAGUAACCAGCAAUUUAUGAGGCUCCUGCACGAAGACGUACCGUACUGAAAUCAGCCUAGGGGAGGAAAGAAAACACAGA
Fusarium verticillioides 7600 is the source of this 1804-nucleotide messenger RNA. RefSeq lists its product as hypothetical. Gene Ontology annotation, biological process: DNA-templated transcription. Bases 1 to 1773 code for a protein of 590 amino acids. The record is from RefSeq and is a predicted model, not a curated record. Gene Ontology annotation, molecular function: zinc ion binding; DNA binding. The transcript is spliced from 6 exons. Lineage: Eukaryota; Fungi; Ascomycota; Sordariomycetes; Hypocreales; Nectriaceae.